This is a messenger RNA of Oncorhynchus mykiss (rainbow trout), 1927 nucleotides long. RefSeq names its product cardiac calsequestrin. Lineage: Eukaryota; Metazoa; Chordata; Actinopteri; Salmoniformes; Salmonidae. Gene Ontology annotation, cellular component: sarcoplasmic reticulum lumen; Z disc. Gene Ontology annotation, molecular function: calcium ion binding. The record is from RefSeq and is marked validated. Gene Ontology annotation, biological process: regulation of cardiac muscle contraction by regulation of the release of sequestered calcium ion.
GUGGAGGCCGUAUCUAGUGAUUAAAAGUUACUCUGUGAUUCUCGGGGUGUGUGGUCGUUCAUAACACGUCCCUAGACCAUGCUUGCCCUGUGGCUGCUCCUGCUCCCGUGCCUGUCUCUGUUGCCGCUCGUUCAGACCGAGAAGGGACUGGAGUUCCCUCGCUAUGACGGGAAAGACAGAGUCAUCGACAUCAAUAACAAGAACCACCAGAAGGCCAUGAAGAAGUACACCAUGAUGUGUCUGCUGUACCACAAACCCAUCCCUGAUGGGAAGGAGCUGCAGAAACAACACCUGAUGACUGAGAUGGUGCUGGAGCUGGCUGCUCAGGUUAUGGAGGAAAAGGAGAUUGGGUUUGGAAUGGUAGACUCCCACAAAGACACCAAGGUUGCCAAGAAGCUGGGCCUGGUGGAAGAGGGCAGUGUGUAUGUGUUCAAGGCAGACCGUGUGAUUGAGUUUGACGGCAUGCUCUCUGCCGACACCCUGGUGGAGUUCCUUCUAGACCUUUUGGAGGAGCCUGUGGAGGUGAUAGGAAAUGCUCUGGAGCUGAGGGCCUUCGACAGGAUGGAGGAAGACAUCCGCCUCAUUGGAUAUUUUAAGAACGAGGACUCAGAACACUACAGUGCAUUCAAGGAGGCUGCAGAGCAGUUCCAACCCUACAUCAAAUUCUUUGCCACCUUUGAGAAAGCUGUGGCCAAGGAGCUGACCCUGAAAAUGAACGAGGUGGAUUUCUACGAGCCCUUCAUGGAGGAGCCCGUCACCCUCCCUGACAGACCCAACUCUGAGGAGGAGAUCGUGGCUUUCGUCACUGAACACAGAAGGCCAACACUGCGAAAGCUGCGUGCAGAGGACAUGUUUGAGACAUGGGAGGACGUUGUGGAGGGGAGCCAUAUAGUGGCCUUCGCAGAGGAGGAGGACCCUGAUGGUUAUGAGUUCCUGGAGCUGCUGAAGGAGGUGGCUAGAGACAACACCCACCACCCUGGUCUCAGCAUAAUCUGGAUCGACCCUGAUGACUUCCCACUGCUUAUCCCCUACUGGGAGAAGACCUUCCAGGUGGACCUGUUCAAACCUCAGAUCGGCGUGGUCAACGUUACUGACGCUGACAGCAUCUGGCUGGAGAUGGAAGAACAAGAUCUGCUCACAGCCCAGAAGCUGGCGGACUGGAUAGAGAACGUCCUGUCGGGCAAGGUCAACACAGAGGAUGAUGAUAACGACGAUGAUGAGGAGGAGGAGGACGACGACGACGACUCUGAUGAUGACUCUGAUGAUUCGGAUGACUCUGAUGAUGAAGAAGACGAGGACGACGAUGAUGAAUAAUUCAAAAACUGUGAAUUUGUCAUCUAGAAUUAAUAACAUUGUUGUAUAGUCUCUUUACUGUACUAUCAUCAACGUUUAGGGUGAGAGAAAUAGACCUAAACGCUUUUAUAGAAGAUUUUGUACAACGUGUCUGGCCUAAGUCAACCUCUCUGCAUUAUAAGAAAACCCAUUAACAGCUUUUGUUUUUCAUGAAUCUGGAAAAAGAUCUGUUGAUAAACUGAAAUCAAUCUGAAAAAGAGAAUUAACAAUGUGCUGACAAACAGAGAUACUUGAGAAAGAACAAGGCAGUUAACCCACUGUUCCUAGGCCGUCAUUGUAAAUAAGAAUUUGUUCUUAACCUAGUUAAAUAAAAAAACAUCUGUGAACUGCUGCUGUACACUAUCCUAAACCUCAAUAAAGUGUGGUAUCUUUGUGUAUUUUGCUGUUUCCAAACCAUGCCCUCUAAUGCAUGCUUUGUGUAUAGAUUAUUGCAUUUUAGGUUUGGAUUUCAGUGCACACAGUCCCUUCUCUCCAUGCCACAGUGGCUGUAUCUUUGUUAUUACUAUUGAGUCCCGUGUGGCUCAGUUGGCAGAGCAUGGUGCAGUUAAAUGUCAAAUAAAUAAAUUCACACCUU